Messenger RNA from Cornus florida, 1421 nucleotides. Its product is annotated as isoflavone reductase homolog. The transcript is spliced from 4 exons. The record is from RefSeq and is a predicted model, not a curated record. Lineage: Eukaryota; Viridiplantae; Streptophyta; Magnoliopsida; Cornales; Cornaceae. Bases 241 to 1179 code for a protein of 312 amino acids. Gene Ontology annotation, molecular function: oxidoreductase activity.
CUCCCUUAUAUAUUCAACUCAAUAAAUUUCAUUAUAUUAUUGUUCAGAAUCAAGAAACACCAACCACAGAGUAACUUAUACUACAUAAAGUUGGACAAAUAUUGAAAAAAAUAAAAUAAAAAUUGGACAAAUAUGGAAAAAAAUAAAAUAAAAAUUGGACAAAUAUGCAUACGAAAAUUCUAUAUAAGUUACUGUUUCUCUGACCUUUGAAGCAGCCACAUUAGAAAAAAUAACAUUACUAUGGCAAAGAGCAAGGUUCUGGUUGUGGGAGGCACCGGGUACAUUGGCAGUAGGAUUGUUAAGGCUAGCUUAGCACAGGGACAUGAAACCUAUGUCCUCCAACGGCCCGAGAUCGGCCUCGACAUGGACAAGUUACAGAUCUUAUUGUCCUUCAAGAAGCACGGGGCUCACCUUAUCGAGGGCUCGUUUUCCGAUCACCGGAGCCUUGUGGACGCGGUGAAAAAGGUCGACGUGGUCAUUUGCACCAUGUCUGGGGUGCAUUUCCGGAGUCACAACAUUUUGUUGCAGCUCAAGCUUGUUGAUGCCAUUAAAGAAGCUGGAAAUGUCAAGCGUUUCUUGCCUUCGGAGUUCGGUAUCGAUCCAUCAAGAAUGAGAGAUGCACUAGAACCAGGAAAUGUGACAUUUGUGGAGAAGAUGAGAGUGAGGAAGGCAAUUGAAGAAGCCAAAAUACCCUUCACUUAUGUGUCUGCUAACUGCUUUGCUGGUUACUUUGUGGGUAACCUCUCUCAACUUGGCACACUCAUUCCUCCCAAAGACAAAGUGUACCUGUAUGGAGAUGGCAAUGUGAAAGUGGCUUUUUUAGAUGAAGAUGAUAUAGCAACAUACACAAUCAAAACAAUAGACGAUCCUCGUAUGUUGAACAAAACACUGUACCUUCGACCACCGGAGAACAUCCUUACUCAAAGGCAGAUAGUCGAGAAGUGGGAAAAACUUACAAACAAAGAACUACAGAAGUUCACCAUCUCUGCACAAGACUUCCUAGCAUCCAUGAAAGGUAUGGACUUUGCUGGCCAAGUAGGAGUGGGGCAUUUCUAUCACGUCUUCUACGAUGGCUGUCUAACAAACUUCGAAAUAGGGAAAGAUGGAGAAGAAGCUUCAGAGCUCUAUCCUGAGGUUCAAUACACUCGCAUGGACACAUACUUGAAACUCUAUCAAUAAAUUACUAUUGCUCCUAGAGUUUAUUAUACUUCACAUCAUCUGAACUUCAAUUCGUGUUCUGAUUUUAAUUUUAUUUUACUUUUUUUAUAUUUUUUUUGGUGGGUAAAACCUUAAUGGUUUUUUAUAAACUUUCAAGAGAAAGACAUACUCAAUUGAUGUAAAAGGAUUUCUCUCAAUCAGUAACGUACUAUAUACGUUGUGUCUGCUUCUGUCAGUGAAUAAAAUUCAAUCACAUAUCUAAA